Pseudophryne corroboree (corroboree frog) is the source of this 4287-nucleotide messenger RNA. RefSeq names its product E3 ubiquitin/ISG15 ligase TRIM25-like. The record is from RefSeq and is a predicted model, not a curated record. Gene Ontology annotation, molecular function: zinc ion binding; protein binding. Lineage: Eukaryota; Metazoa; Chordata; Amphibia; Anura; Myobatrachidae. The transcript has 6 exons. Bases 42 to 3155 code for a protein of 1037 amino acids.
AUUUACCUUUAACCUGGGUCAGCUACUAUUUAGGGGUGUUGAUGACCGUCUCACUUGGAAAGCCAGUAGUCAGAAUGGCGUCUGUGUGUCUGAGAGAGGAGCUGAGCUGCUCCAUCUGCCUGAGCCUUUAUACAGACCCUGUGUCCCUGAAGUGUGGCCACAACUUCUGCCGGGUCUGUAUUGUGAAGGUGCUGGAUACACAGGAGGAGGCUGGGGGCUAUUCCUGUCCGGAGUGCAGGGCAGAGUAUCAGGAGCGCCCAGCAAUGGAGAAGAACAGGAAGCUGAGUAAUAUUGUGGAAAGUUUCCUAUGUAAUCGGCCAGAGCCGAAGGAGACCUGGACCUUCUGUACUUACUGUGUGCACGCUCCUGUACUGGCUGUGAAGCAGUGUCUGCAGUGUGAGAUGUCCCUGUGUAAGGUCCACCUGAGGGUACAUAACAAGUCAGUAGAUCACAUUUUAAUUGACCCAACGUCAUCACUGACCAACAGAAAAUGCCAAAUCCACAAGAAACUUCUUGAGUACCAUUGCUGUGAGGAUGCUGCCUGUAUUUGUGUCUCCUGCUUUGCAAUAGGAUCACACAAAGGACACCAGGUGGAAUCACUGGAUGAGGCCAUGAAGGCCAAGCAGAAGAAGCUGAGAAACCUCCUGGACAAACUGACCACAAACAGAUCAGAGGCUGAGGAACAUGUGCAGAGUCUACAGGAUCGCAGGACAGAGGUGGAGGAGAAAGCAGCUGUUGUCACAGGGAAAGUCACUGACUUGUUUAUGGACAUCAGGAGGAAGUUAGACCUCCUAGAGGGGAGAGUCCUGAGUGAGGUCUCCAGACAGACUGAGAGGAUUUCUCUGCAAAUCUCUGAUCUGAUCCGACAGCUGGAGGAACAGAAGGAUGAGCUGUCCAGGAGGAUGGGUCACAUUGAGGAGCUGUGUAACGCUACUGACCCGCUGACCGUCUUACAGGACACAGUAACAAUCUACCUGGACUAUGAGGCCGGGCGUCUGUCCUUCUAUCAGCUGUGUGACCCCAUCAGACACUUACACACCUUCUCCGCCACCUUCACUGAGCCCCUGCACGCUGCCUUCUUGAUCCACAUAAACAGUAAAGAAGAGGCGGCACUCGGAGACUUUAAAGUACAAAAAGUGUAUUCAGCAGAAAAACCAACGUUUCGGGGUCAGAUGUACCCCUUUGUCAAGGUCCUUACUCGACAUCAUGUGGGUUCUCCUCCUGUUGAAUUUCUGAUUGAACUGAUUCUCACCUGUAACUACUUUCGAUACGCAUUAUGCCAAAUUGAUGAGAUGAAACAGAGGUUCUCAACACGUGGAUACGAUGAUUUGACCAUCAAGAGAUGUCUGGAUAAAGCCAGAGAUAUUUUUGAAAGGGGUAAUUCCACCAGACCGAAGAAUGACAAUCCCUUUGUGAUCACGACCACCUUUGAUGGGGCUGGAUCCACCAUAUGUAAUGCCAUCCAUAAGAUGUGGCCUAUUGUCAAGUCUGAUCCGUCGCUGACCAAGAAGUUACCCAAGAAACCUCUACACAACUCCUUCUCCUCCCCCCUAACAACACUAGUUUCACUUUCUAUUAUCAAUUCCAGAAUGGCGUAUCUGUGUCUGAGAGAGGAGCUGAGCUGCUCCAUCUGCCUGAGCCUUUAUACAGACCCUGUAUCCCUGAGAUGUGGACACAACUUCUGCCAGGACUGUAUUGUGAGGGUGCUGGAUACACAGGAGGGGGAUGGAAGCUAUUCCUGUCCGGAGUGCAGAGCAGAGUAUCAGGAACGCCCAGCACUGGAGAAGAACAGGAAGCUGAGUAACAUUGUGGAAAGUUUCCUAUGUAAUCACCCAGAGCCGAAGGAGACCCAGAUUUUCUGUACUUACUGCGUGGACGCUCCUGUACCGGCUGUGAAGCAGUGUCUGCAGUGUGAGAUGUCCCUGUGUGAGGGCCACCGGAGUGUACACAACAAAUCAGUAGAUCACGUUUUAAUUGAUUCAACAUCAUCACUGAGCAACAGGAAAUGCGAAAUCCACAAGAAACUUCUUGAGUAUCAUUGCUGUGAGGAUGCUGCCUGUGUCUGUGUCUACUGUGUUGCAAUAGGAUCACACAAAGGACACGAGGUGGAAUCACUGGAUGAGGCCAUGAAGUCCAAGCAGAAGAAGCUGAGAAACCUCCUGGAGAAACUGACUACAAGCAGAGCAGAGGCUGAGGAACAUGUGCAGAGUCUACAGGAUCGCAGGACAGAGGUAGAGGGGAAAGCCGCUGUUGUCACAGGGAAGGUCACUGACUUGUUUAUGGGCAUCAGGAAGAAGUUGGACGUCCUAGAGGGGAGAGUCCUGAGUGAGGUCUCCAGGCAGACUGAGAGGAUUUCUCUGCAAAUCUCUGAUCUGAUCCGGCAGCUGGAGGAACAGAAGGAUGAGCUGUCCAGGAGGAUGGGUCACAUUGAGGAGAUGUGUAACGCUACUGACCAACUGACUGUCCUACAGGACCGAGAAUCAGACUCUAAUGAGAAGGAAAGUGACACAGAAAGUGAUGACAAAAUGAUUUAUCCUGUGGAUGAUCUGGACGAGUAUCUGAUCUCAGUGACCUUGCAUGCGGGUUUAUCUGAUAUUCUGACUGCUGCAAAGAGAGCGUCCUGUAUACCUGAGGCUGCAAAUAUGUUACUUGAUAAAAACACGGCUAAUCAUUACAUCUCUGUAUCAGGGGAUUUAAAAUCUGCAUCAGCGUCUCAAACAGACCUAAAUUACCCACAGAGUAGAAUGAGGUUUACAGAUUAUCCUGUGGUCCUCAGCAGCACAAGAUUUGGCUCAGGACAACAUUGCUGGGAAGUGGGAGUCAGCACAUCAAAGUAUUGGCGGGUUGGAGUGGCUUAUUCUAGUACUGAAAGGAAAGGAAAGCCGUCAUGCAUUGGAUACAAUAGCAAGUCCUGGUGUUUGCGUAUGUCGGAUACAGGUUAUUCAGUGAUACACAAUUCUGUGCGCACUUAUCUGCAGCUUCAGUCUCCUGUGCAGGUAAUAAGACUAUACCUGGACUAUGAGGCCGGGCGUCUGUCCUUCUAUCAGCUGUGUGACCCCAUCAGACACUUACACACCUUCUCCGCCACCUUCUCUGAGCCCCUGCACGCUGCCUUCUUGGUAUCCAGUGCUGGCUGGGUCAGGAUUAACAGCUAGAUAUAUACAUGAUGUAAUGGGUUCAGUAUGAUUUACCAACAGACACAAUACAGACAGUCAUAAUCCCAACAGCCUACAGGCAAAAUUCCGACAUAGUCAGAAUACCGACAGUUUUUCAGGAGGUUUUUUUUGUGUCCAUGUUGACAUAGGUUGACAUGGACACCGUGUAAAUGUACCGCGCCCCCUCGCAUGGCUGGCUGCGCUCGGCACACUAUUAUAUUCCCCCUCCAGGUCACUAGGAUGGUAAAUUAUCAACAAGUCUGUUUUGGGGCAAAAAUUCCUUAAAAACGCAUGUCGGUAUUUUAACAUGUCGCCAUUUCAAAUGUCGGUAUUCUGACUAGGUUGGCAUUUUGAACAUGUCGGCAUAAUGAAUGUUGGUAUUUUGACCGUGUUGGUAUUGAUUAGCUGUCCGGAUUAUGACUGUCAGUAAUGUGUCCGUCGGUAAAUCAACUGCUACCUGAUGUAAUAAUGCAACUACCUGUACAAUCACUGUUAUCUUAUUGGCUUGUACCCUUCCUGCUACUCUCACUAAAUACUUGGGUGGGAAAGUAAUUACCUGUGAGGUAUUGUACAGACACUUUAGGGUGUUGAGACCUGAACCUGCUCAGUGUGUUUGUACUUAUCUCUGGUAGCACACUUUAGGAGCUGCGAGAUUUACAUGAUGCGGCUCUGUGAUCCACGUUACACUUCCAAGCUAUUUGAAUUCCCCUUAGUUUUUUCUUUUUAGUUGUUUUCUGUGCUUUUCAGUCAUGUAUCUGUACCAUUGGGUGGAGUUGAUUUGUGUUUGUUGUCCUGAUAUAAAGUACAGGUCUGCUCUGUGUAUUAUAGCCUGAGCAGAGAGCACAGAAUAGCUGUGUCAUGUACAGGGGCAAUGGAUAAAGCACCUCUGCCUCAUGACACCUGGCUCAGGAGGAGACAGGCAAUGAGUUCAGUAAAAGUCGCAGGAGGGUGUGUAGGAUUCUAUGAACUGAAUGCAUGUGAAGGUGACCUCUAUGGCUGAGAUUUCCCAGCACUGUCUGUAUAUAAGGGUGGAAUGUGUAUGUGAUAUGUAUAUACGGGAAUACACUGUUACCCCUGAUGAUUCUGCACUUGGUGCUAUGGAGGAAAUAUAAAUGGAGACAAUUACAUAUUA